UACAAAAAUUAGUUGAGGAACGGCAAACCACUACAUCUUAUAUCUCUUCAAUGGCGGCAACUCACUCCACGGCGCACAUUACCAUCAAUCGCAGCUCCCCUCCUCCUUCUCUGUAUUCAAUCCCCUUGAAACACUACAAAACGAUGCCGAAUUGCGCAUUAUCUCCUCAAAAUUGGAAAGAGAGUAGGCGAUUAGUCUCCAUUUCUCUCGUCCUCCUCCACUCUCUCUCCUCUCUUCCUCCCUAUGCAAUUGCUGGGAGUUCUUUUGAUAAAUACAUCAGAAGGAAAAAGCUUGAACCUCUGGAGGAUUAUGUGCCUGCUGUUAUACUGACUCAGUUGCAGAUCAAAGACAUAGAGGAAAGCCUAGAUGUCGACCAGGCUCAAUAUGCCGCCUACAGAUCAAUAUUACGUUCUGGGCCUGCUGCAUCAUUUCGGUCAAAUAUUCGAGCUGUUGCACAAUAUGCUUCUGAUGAUGGGAAGGGUAAGGCUGCUUUUGAUGACGUUGAUCAGUGUCUCAGAGCGUUGGAUGAAUUUGAUUCUUUGCUUCUACGCGCUUCAAGAAAUAACAAAGAAGCAUCACCUAAGUUGAUGAAAGAAAAGAUAAGCACAGCUGUGAAUGCAUUAAACAGCCUCCUCCAAACUGUACCCUCGGACGUGCUAGAUAAAGCAAAAGCAAUCGCAGAAGCCUAUCGAACCCCUGAAAGCAAUGGGGGUCCUCAGGAGUUGGAUCAAGAAUUGAAGGAAUUGCAAUCAAUCUUGUAAAUAAAGAAUUUACACCCCCAAACAAGAUAAACUUGCGACAUAGUUGAAAGGCAACAAAUCGAGGAAAUGCCCUUCUCGCUUUGGCCAAUCACAGGUAAAAUGUUGUAUAAACUAGUUCUUAGCCACCCCGCGCUGUUGCAUGAGUAUGAAGUUCAAAUUUUCUUAUUUUGAGAAAAAGAUUCAAAUCUUCUUCAGUUGAAUGAAAUAGUUGUAAUUUUAAUUGUUUUUGGUACAACAGUUGUUUAAGAUGUGAUUCUGUAUGACACUUAGAACUCCAGCAAUAGUCCCCUGUCUAGCAUAAAAGCGCCUAAAGUGGGGGCAUACAAAUCAUCCAUAAUUCCAUAUAAUGUAGGUCUACCAUAGUCCAUAGAUAUGUUCAGGCCAGACAGUAACGAAAGAGAGGUUUCUUUGUUUGAUAAGAAUAACGAAAGAAAAGCUGACCGACCACGUGAAGUAUUUAUUGGACUUUGGUAUUAAUGGUAAUGCCAUCUGCAGUGCUCCAGAAUGGAACUUUCUUUUGACUGAUUUGUCUACGAUUAGGGGUGUUAAUGAGCAUGCAUGGCUCGCAAACUAUUCGAGUUCAAUCCGAAUUUUCUAGAGUCGAACAUAGCAAAGUUCGAUUUGAAAAAUUCGUGAGCAUACUCGAAAUAUAUUUUAGCUAUAUUAUUUUGCAUAUUCUACAAAAUAAAAUAAAAAGUUACACGUAAAUUGUGCACAGUACUCGACUACUCGUGAAAAACUCAAAGUAAGUAAGUAGUCGAAUAUAUAUAUAUAUAUAUAUAUAUAUAUAUAUAUAUAUAUAUAUAUAUAUAUAUAUAUAUAUAUAUAUAUAUAUAUAUAUAUAUAUAGGAAUAGGAUCUUGUGAAAACACCCAUAAAACUGAAAACUGAAAACAAAAGAUCUGGGCCGUCUAUUAUUAUCCUGUGGACACAAGUAUUUAGCUUCCAUUUCUUUUUUCUCUCCCUCUCUCUUGUAAACAACAAUACCCAAUUCAGAGGAGAUGCAACAACCUUCGUUCUCUCGGGUUUUGUCCGUGCUCAGGGUGAUGCUGACAGUUUUGUUGAUCGUCUGUGGCAGAAGCAGAGGACUCAAUGUGGACAGUAGUCAGUAGGGAAAGUUCAGAGGAGAGUUCAAUCUUGAAGAACUGUUUUUUGUGUUUAUUUUGAAGUUUAGAGUUUGUUUUUACGGUGAACAGUAUGAUCGAAUUUUAUGACAUAACAUCAGUUUAUUUGGUAAAUUUUGUUCUAUUUCUCCUAUUUUAUGAUACAACCACCUGAACUUAUGCAAGAGUAAAAGUGAAGAAACAAUAGCAAUAGGAGCACAGACGAAUCUUGUGGGAUAUACAUCCUCUGUUUUUUAGUGGA
Messenger RNA from Beta vulgaris subsp. vulgaris (sugar beet), 2125 nucleotides. RefSeq lists its product as hypothetical. The record is from RefSeq and is a predicted model, not a curated record. NCBI's taxonomy places the organism in Eukaryota, Viridiplantae, Streptophyta, Magnoliopsida, Caryophyllales, Amaranthaceae. The transcript has 7 exons. Bases 51 to 761 code for a protein of 236 amino acids.